Cadophora gregata is the source of this 2186-nucleotide messenger RNA. RefSeq lists its product as uncharacterized. Lineage: Eukaryota; Fungi; Ascomycota; Leotiomycetes; Helotiales; Ploettnerulaceae. Bases 736 to 1578 code for a protein of 280 amino acids. The record is from RefSeq and is a predicted model, not a curated record. The transcript is spliced from 3 exons.
CACAACGAGUCCUGAUCCCUCAGGGCAGGGGCGAAAUAACUUCACAUUACAUCAUUACAUGUGAAUAAAAAUCUAUCAUACAGGUCUCAGUCAUAUCAGCCCUGAAAUUCUUCAUUAGUUUCCACACUCUCCGGAGAAAAUACCCGAGAACAGCUUCAGUUAUUCCUCCGACAAAGAUCGGCCCGCCGCUUUCUGCUUUAUUCCGAUUGCUAAGAUAUCUUCAUUUGUGAGUCAAUGAUAUUUCCCGAGACUCCUUUACAAUUUUUUGCAUUUGUCUUCGCAAUUGACGACUGACGUGCGAGCAGACUCCUGAUCCAGAUGCGUCAUAUAUUCCAGGAACUCAAUUUCCCCGUAUCUUCGCUGGUGUCAUCUUGCCCUUUGCGCUGUCCUCGAUCUGUGUCCUUUGCCGUUUCUAUUCUCGUGGGAUCCUGCUGAAAUUCUGGGGCAUCGACGACACGCUCCUCCUCAUAUCAUGGGUAUGAAUGGUCCACCACAACGCAACAACCUUUGCAGAUUUCCUACCCUCACAGCAUCAGCACGAACUAAGUUCACUAAUGUAUGCUCAACGAUCCAGACCUCAGGCGGUAUCGCUCUAGGCGCCCUGAAUCUCGUGCUGGUACAUUUCGGACCUAGCAACGAGCUUCCCAAUUCCCCACGGGCUUCAGAAGCACUGAAGUUAGGCUUUGUGUGCAAGGAGCUGUACACCUUCACAUUGAUGACCACCAAGUUGGCUAUAUGUGCCGCAUACAUUCGGAUAUUCCAGGACAAAGGAGGGAGACUGUUUAUUUGCAGUGUGAUAAGCUUCGUAGUGCUGUCGACGAUUCCCAUCACGGUCGCACAUUGUCUGAGGUGCAAUCCUCCGGCCGGGCCUGGUCACAAGUACCAGCGAAGUGUUUUGCCGAACCUCCCAUCGUCAUUUCUCAGGCAGUCUUCAACAUCCUUGGCGACUUCGCCCUGCUUGCUUUCGUACUACCCAGAAUUUCCAAGCUGCAAAUAGCUCGGCGACAGGAAAUCAGUCUCAUGGAAGUCCUAGCCCUCAGUCUCCUCAUCAUCGUCGCAGCAAUCGCCCGCGCCGUCCGCGUCGUGCAUGAACUCGAAGCCUCGGCAGUCGAGAGCCUUCCGUACGAGAGCUACGGCAUCGACAUCACCAUCUGGACAUCGGUCGAGAUCAAUACCGCGCUGUUCUGUGCUGCUGCUCCGAGUCUGAGACCGCUUGUCCAGAAGUUAAUUCCUGGGAUGCUGAUGUCUUCCCGCUCGCAGCUUUCGGGUGGCACAGGAUCCAGCUUCUAUGGAACUCGUGCAGGUAAUAAAUUGACAAAUGCUGGUGGGAGGUCGACCGUGGAGGUGUUGGAGUUGGUGAGUCAUGUUAAGCUAGCGCCCGAAAGGAGAAUGGAUAAUGCUUGGAAUGGGAACAGGUAUGAGCGGGCAGGAACUUUGUGUGAGGUUGGGAGAGCUGUGAAUAAUGUUGGACGGUAUUGUAAGAAUGAACAGGGAAGAAAGUUCGUGACGAUCACUACUUUGGAAGGACACUUCGAUUCCGAUUUGGAACUUGGAAGGACUCAUGGGGAGAGUUUCUGACUGAGUGGAAGGAUGGAACCAAGCGAGAAAUGCUCCAAGUCAUGAGAUUAUUACCCCACAUAAGAGUGAAUGCUUCUAUGAUCAUGUGAAAUAUGACAUCGGCGACAACAAGAGGAAGUACUCAAUCCCUAAACCUCUUCUCUGGGGUGCCCUGGCUUCUCGAGACUGAUUUAGACACGGUGGGUUCUCUUCAUCGACCUGCUCGUCGCCCGAUGGCCAGCCCGCUAUACAGAUGCAUAUAGCGACCGGCACUAUAACUGCCGCCAAAACACCUGCGACGAUGAGAAGCUUCAAAACCCAUUGCUUCAUGGCGGGCGUCAGCUUAGAUGGGUUGUCGUUAUAGCCGUUGGUCUGAAAUUGUGAUCCGUAACCAAUAUUGGUUGUCUCUUGCUGUUGGCGACUUUGCUGUAUGCGAACUUGUACUUGUUGCUGGUACUGGAUGUCUUUUACCAGUGCGAUUAACUCAGAAGGAUGUUUGCUUGGAAUGAUGCUCAAGCAGAAAAACUGAACAUUUGUGGGCAAGGCGAGUUAGUCUUAUGUAGCUGGAUUCUCAUUUCGACUGGAAAGAAGUACCUGUGCCCGUGACGUAGGGAAGGUACCUUAGCGUG